GUCACCUGUCACGGAAGCUAACGGACGGAACCAUGGCCGGGGUCGGCUUUCUGGACUAUGCCUUCGCAGCUGGAGACGAAAGCGACGCCAGUAAUGACGACUGGGACAUCGGGUGUUCGGAUGCCAAAAUGAAGGUCGUGGAGGCUGUUGUACCGCAUGCAGGCAAUGGAGAGUCACGGUUUAAAACGGCCAUUCGUCAAGGAGACGCUGGGACCGUUGAGCAGCUGUUGGAUGAAGGCGUGGAUGUGGAGACGAGGCUUGACGGAGAUCGGACUCCACUGAUGUGUGCCGUUGAUGUGGCGAAUUGUGACUUGGCCAAACUGCUUCUGGACAGAGGCGCCAGCGCGAACUUUAGCAAAGGUCCGAUCAUCAGGCAGAUGAAUGUAUUGGUGGUUGAUGUCAUGAUCCAUGUCAUGAAGGCGCCGCUGACCUUUCUGUCAUCCCUUCUUUCAGAUUGCUGGACAGUGCUCAUGGCCAGCUGUACCGCUUCUGCCAGUGAAGACAAAAUUGCACGGUGUGUGGAGCUUCUGUUGUCCAGGAACGCUGAUCCCAACAUGGUGGACAGAUCUCGAAUGACCUGCUUGAUGCUGGCAGCCAGGGAUGGCUACAGUAAGGUCCUCAACCUGCUGGUUUCACAUGGAGCAGAAAUUAAUGUCCAGGAUUGCAAUGGAUACACGGCUUUGGCCAUAGCAGUGCAGUAUGGCAGAGAGGAGGCAGUGCUAAAGCUUCUCCAACUGGGAGCAGACAAAACCCUGAGGACGAAGACUGGAAAAAGCCCUGCUGACCUGGCCGCGUUGUUCAAGCACACACAGAUAAUCCGGAUCUUGGCCUCUUCUUCCCACAUUUCUACUGUCACAGCCUUUGCCUCCAUGGAGGACACGUUGUCUAAGUUCUUGAAGACCAAUUCUGAACCAACUUCUUCUAAAGAAAAUUCCACAAAGCUUGAUGACCUUGAGCUCCUCCUGCAUGGUCUCAAUCUUGGCUAUCUUACUGACAUCAUGACCAAAAAUGACAUCACUUGGAGCAGUCUAUUGACCAUGGAAGAGGCAGACCUCGAGAAGAUCGGAAUCAAAGACCCAACGGACCAGCAGAAGGUCUUGAGUGCUGUGAAGCUGAUGCACCUGGAUAAAGUGGACCUGGACAACAUCAGUCACCUGGAAAAUGCAACUUCUGGGAGCGAGGAGCUGUAUACCUUCCUCAUUAGCCUCCGGCAGCAGUGCUGCUAUCUGACAGAGACCAUUCAGGAUGUCAUCAGCCGUUUUCCCUGCCAGGUGACUCAGAUUGUCUUCUCGCUGGAUCCAAACAAGGAGGCUCAGGCUGUGUGUAACCAGCUGGUGCUCCAAACCAGUGACCUGCACAAAGAAGCCACUUGCCUCCGUAACCUGCUUUGUCAGAUGCACGAAGCUGGAGAUUGUCGCCUGUUUCCUCGGCCUGGUUCCGACCGCAGCUGGAGCGACCGGCGGCGCCUGAAGACGGCUGCACUCGGCGCGCUCGGAGCCGCCUUGGUUUUGCUCCUGUACAAAGCUGCCAGCGGUAAAGGCUUCCUGCAGAUGUACAGGAACGUCUGCUGAGGCUCAUGAUGAUGGUGUUAAGUGGUAAUUUGGUCUUUGACAGACUUGUUUUAGUUUUACAGCAGUGUUUUAUGGUUUGUCAUCGAGUUUGUUCAUAUUCUAAGUUAUUUAUUAUUUUAAGUGUUUAUCAGAGAUUCUCAUAAGGAGCCACUUGGGUUUUACUUACUGAUGUAUCUCAGACUUUCGCAGGUCUUUGCAUUCCUUAUUGUUUAAGUACAAGUAUCCUCUUGCUGCUUCCUGGUAAAUUGUCACAGCCUUUGGGGAUGAUUAUCAUAAAGCUUUACUUUCCUCUUAUAAACAGUCCAGUGACCUGUCCUAAUGUGAUUAUUUGAGGCAGUGAACAAAUUACUCAAAUAAAACUGGAUUUACAUCACAGAUGAAA
Messenger RNA from Betta splendens (Siamese fighting fish), 1953 nucleotides. RefSeq names its product ankyrin repeat, SAM and basic leucine zipper domain containing 1 (gene asz1). NCBI's taxonomy places the organism in Eukaryota, Metazoa, Chordata, Actinopteri, Anabantiformes, Osphronemidae. The transcript is spliced from 13 exons. Bases 33 to 1571 code for a protein of 512 amino acids. Gene Ontology annotation, cellular component: pi-body. The record is from RefSeq and is a predicted model, not a curated record. Gene Ontology annotation, molecular function: protein binding. Gene Ontology annotation, biological process: piRNA processing.